GAUAUUUUUGUCGCAAUCUGUUUCCACUCUUUUCAGUUACAAAUUGCUUAUAAUUAGUAUUAAUUCGUAAUUAAAAGUUCUUUUUAACAAUGAUAAAAGCCAUUUUAGUUUUUAACAAUCAUGGAAAGCCAAGACUGUCGAAGUUCUACCAGUAUUUUAAUGAAGAUAUGCAACAGCAGAUAAUAAAAGAGACAUUUCAACUAGUGUCAAAACGCGACGACAAUGUUUGCAAUUUCUUGGAAGGUGGAAGUUUGAUCGGUGGUUCAGACUACAAACUCAUCUAUAGGCAUUAUGCAACGCUGUACUUCGUUUUCUGUGUCGACUCAUCGGAGAGUGAGCUGGGUAUUCUAGAUUUGAUACAGGUAUUCGUAGAAACUCUCGAUAAAUGCUUCGAGAACGUCUGCGAGUUGGACCUCAUAUUCCACGCUGAUGCAGCCCACCAGGUCUUAGAUGAGCUCGUGAUGGGUGGGAUGGUGCUGCAGACGAACAUGGCCGACAUACUGUGUAGAUUACAGGAGCAGAACAAGAUGCAGAAAGCUGAGGCUGGUAUUUCUGCUGCGCCGGCUCGAGCAGUCUCCGCCGUCAAAAGUAUGAACAUAUCCCAACAGUUGAGAGAUAUGAAGUUACCCGAUCUACCGCAAGCCAUCAAGGAUCUGAAGUUCUGACCUAUACAACAGGGCGCGUCGACGUACCCAUCAACGCCGGUCGCCAUAGCAACCAACAUUAUAAACUCAAUCUACCCUCAACAAAACGAGAAAUACCAAAACCUGCAAAAACCCAGGUUCUUCGGCUCGGAAACCUUAAGCGCUAAGUUCUCGGAAACCUUUUCGGAAAACUACCAACAGACAGACGGUAUAACUUUGCCAGAUUACGAGGGUAAAAGAUCUGAUGGUUAUCAGGACUUGAGCGGUGCGAACGUAGAACUUGAGUAUAGCGAAGUCAGAAACAGCAAGAAGAAGAGGAAGAGGAAGAAGGCACACAACAAAAUGGCGCUGCAAUCGUAGGGUAGUGAAGUUAGCCACAGAUUCUGAUAUUGUAUUGGUUUCAUGUGUAUAGAGAAAAUCCUUUUCCUGUACCUGUACAAACUAUUAACUCAUCUAAUGAAGCCUUUUAAAUUUGAUUCAAGCAGGAAAAAUCAGCUUAAACU
Molecule: messenger RNA, 1147 nt
Organism: Chilo suppressalis (striped riceborer)
Lineage: Eukaryota; Metazoa; Arthropoda; Insecta; Lepidoptera; Crambidae
Source: the annotation of a GenBank genome assembly